Oikopleura dioica is the source of this 1332-nucleotide messenger RNA. NCBI's taxonomy places the organism in Eukaryota, Metazoa, Chordata, Appendicularia, Copelata, Oikopleuridae. The record is from the annotation of a GenBank genome assembly.
AUGAGCAACAGCUUCGAUCGUACACUCCUCUUCCUGGGGAUAGCCUGGGUUAGGACUCUGUGUGGUCUGUUUAUCGCUACAACAUCUAUUUCCAUCCCCGUCCUCGCCCACAAUGUGGACUCUAGUCUCGGCACGACGAGUUGGAUGUUCACGUGUCGCAUCUUUGGCGCCUUCGUCGGCGGUGUCCUCGGAAGCACGUUCGCCAAGAAAGCCAAUCCCAACAAGCUCUUCGCCGCAGCAACUUUUGUCGCUGCUGUCGCACUCUACUGGACGCCAAGCAUCACCAGUCUCACCGUUCUACUCAUCGUUAGCUUUUUAUUCGGCGUCAUUCAUGGACUCAUUGACUCGAUAGGACAGAUGAUCAUUUUGAAUCACGCACUAAACCCUGGCCGCUACAUUCUCGGCUUUCACGCAUUGUUCACCUUUGGCUCCAUCCUCGGCGCUCUGCUCAUCCGAAUCUUCCUCGAUCCGACUCUAGAGCAGCCCUGUCCAAACGAUCCGAGACACUAUCAGAAGCUAAUUCUUCUUCCGGAUGUCCUCAAUUCCUUCCAAUACGCAUUCAUCCUCCCAGCGUACGCUCUUUUCGCCGCUGUUCUGAUGCAACUGCUCCAAGUCUGCCUGAAUACUUACGAAAAGGUCGACAUUCCGAAGACAUCAAUGAGCAACAGCAGCAUAGUUAACGAGCCAAUCAAGCCGUCAAACGUUUUCCUCUCGUUUUACAUCAUUACACUUUUCUUCGCCGCAACCAGCUAUCAAGUGACGUUUUCGUUUCUCCACCCUUUUACGAGAUGCGACCACUUUUUACAGGUUUCUUCUGAAGAAAGUGCAACGAAUGUGAUUUGGUACUGGCUAGCCAAUAUGCUCGGCCGCUUCUUUGUCAUGUACCUUUUGCAGAAAAAUUACAACGUGAGGACUAUAUUCACAUGCGUUUCUUCCCUGCUUGUUGUUAUUCAACUCUUUCUGGAAUUCGCCCCUCUGUCCGCCUACGUCUUCAUGGCACUAGAAGACGUUUGCGGCUUCCUACUCUCUGGCGUGAUCCCACUCUGCAUCGUCUACGCCUCCUCGAUCUUCGACCUAUGCGAUGGUUACAUGUGGACAAUCUACGUUGGCUGCAACUUGCUCUGCAUGUUCAACCCUGUUGGCAUCGGCUUUUGGAUGACGAUCGACACGCGCGGUUUCGUCCAUGCUUUGUUGAUUUCCUGUUGCUCGUUGUUUGUGUUCCAGCAGUUGAUGUUCUGCUCUGCCAAGACUGUGAAGACGCCUCAUGCUCAAAGUUCAAGUUCAAGCAUGAGCCUCAAAGCCGCCUCUUCUGCUCUUUCCAUCAAAAUAUAA